UCUCCCUCAGGUAAAGCGUACUUUGUGUGUGACCACCAGCGCUCCAUGUUCCUCUUCCUGUGCGCUCUGAAUCGGACCUGCAGCCUCACCGGUUACCCCUGCUCGUCCUACAGCGACUUCCUGGAGGGCCGCUGCCUGCAGUGUGAGGCCUUCAAACCCGCACCCUGCCCCGUGCUCGGGUAUGAUAUGAGUCAGUGGAGAGACACGCUGCUGAAGCUGGGGCAGACCAGAGCCUUCUUCAGCACCAGCAGCACGCUGCCCUACAGGAGUGAGUCUUAAAAACAUCAUGCACCAAGCGCACUCACUUAAAAAAUA
Molecule: messenger RNA, 315 nt
Organism: Notothenia coriiceps (black rockcod)
Lineage: Eukaryota; Metazoa; Chordata; Actinopteri; Perciformes; Nototheniidae
Product: lipase member H-like
Exons: 2
Coding region: 46-279 (77 amino acids)
Molecular function (GO): lipase activity
Source: RefSeq, a predicted model, not a curated record